GAAGGUUCCUUCAGUACUUUCGUAAUGUAUAAGCCUUCGACAAUCACUGGUACAAAUAAUAUUCCUUUGGGAAAAAGGAGGUUAGCAGGAGGUUCUAAUGAAGAAAUCGAGGAUUUAGCAGAAAAAAAAUUAGAGUCAAAUGGAAACUCUCUCAAAAGAGCAAAAGAAGAAAACGAUCAACAAACAGAUGGAGCUACUGAGGAACGUAAGCGCAAAAGAAGAAGUAGGUGGGGUGGGGAAGAAACAAAGGUUGAUAUAGGUGUGCCGACUGCUAUUACCUACAAUAUGUCAAAAGAACAAUUGGAUACUUAUUUGUUACAUAUGAGGUUAGAAGAAAUUGGCCGAAAAUUAAGAUUAGGGGAUUAUGUUCCACCAGAAAAAGAGAGAUCGCCAUCUCCAGAACCAAUUUACGAUUCUCAGGGUAAACGUGUUAAUACUAGAGAGUAUAGAUAUCGCAAAAAGUUGGAAGAUGAGAGACAUAAAUUAAUCGAAGAAGCCGUACGAAGAAAUCCCGACUUCAAACCUCCCGCUGAUUAUAAAAAGCCUACAAAAGUACAAGAUAAAGUGUAUAUUCCGGCUAAAGAAUUUCCCGAAAUUAAUUUUAUUGGUUUAUUAAUUGGCCCGCGUGGAAAUACCCUCAAAAAAAUGGAGUCAGAGUCCGGUGCCAAAAUCAGCAUCCGUGGUAGAGGAAGCGUGAAGGAAGGGAAAAGUAGGACAGAUGCUGCUGCUAAUGCAAAUCAAGAAGAAGAUUUACAUUGUUUAGUAACUGCAGAUGCCGAAGAAAAAGUUGCUAAAGCAGUAAAGAUGAUCAACAAGAUUAUUGAAACGUCUGCUUCAGUUCCUGAAGGUCAAAAUGAACUUAAAAGACAACAAUUACGUGAAUUAGCAGCUCUAAAUGGUACACUUCGAGACGAUGAAAAUCAAAUUUGUACUAAUUGUGGCGCUACUGGCCAUCGCAAGUACGAAUGUACAGAAACUCAGAAUUUCACUAUUAAUUUAACUUGUCGAAUCUGUGGAGGUCAUGGUCACACUGCUAGGGAUUGUAUGGAAAGAAAUAAUCCUGAAGCUUUACAACAAGCCAAACAGAGAGAUCAAAAAUUAGAUAGCGAAUAUUUGAGUUUAAUGGCUGAAUUAGGAGAAAAUGUUGAAUCAUCAAGAAGUAAUGAUCCUGGCAUUAAAGUGGGUCAUUAUGGCCCUGCUGGUGGUUCUAAACCUCCAUGGGCAUCUCAUUCAGCUUUAGGCUCUCCUACUGCACCACCCUGGGCUUCAAAACCGGCAGUAACUGCUUCUAAUGCACAUCCCGGAACUAACGCUUUACCGCCUUGGCAACAACCAAAUAUUCCACCACCGCCAGGAUUGGGUAACGCCCCACCUCCUCCGGGAUUGUCAACAACUUCUACACCCUGGAAUACUGCAAAAUCUACUACUUAUCCACCACCCCCACCACCAGGAUCUUCUUUGUAUCCUCCUGCUCCAAAUGUUUCCAUGUAUCCUCCACCUCCUGUUGCAGCAUCAAAUUAUGCGUACACAUCUUACAACAAUUCUAGUUAUGGCGCUACUUAUGGCACAACUUAUUCAACAGCUGCUGCUGCUGCAGGAUAUCCACCCCCUCCACCUUCCACUGCUCGAUGGCAACAGCCACCACCACCCCCUUCUGCUCCUGCCCCACCACCUCCACCUCCACCAACUCAACCUCCACCCCCACCACCGAAAUAAAUUUAUUAUCACCUUUUUCACUUUAUGUUUAUACUAACCAAUACCAAUUGUUGCUGUUUGACGGCAAACAUAUAUAUAUAUAUAUAUAUAUAUAUAUAAUUUUUUAAUCACACUAAUUUCAAUUA
This is a messenger RNA of Rhizophagus irregularis DAOM 181602=DAOM 197198, 1841 nucleotides long. RefSeq lists its product as uncharacterized. The record is from RefSeq and is a predicted model, not a curated record. NCBI's taxonomy places the organism in Eukaryota, Fungi, Glomeromycota, Glomeromycetes, Glomerales, Glomeraceae. Gene Ontology annotation, biological process: regulation of mRNA splicing, via spliceosome. Gene Ontology annotation, molecular function: mRNA binding; zinc ion binding. Gene Ontology annotation, cellular component: nucleus.